This is a messenger RNA of Coprinopsis cinerea okayama7#130, 672 nucleotides long. RefSeq lists its product as hypothetical. The record is from RefSeq and is a predicted model, not a curated record. The transcript is spliced from 5 exons. Lineage: Eukaryota; Fungi; Basidiomycota; Agaricomycetes; Agaricales; Psathyrellaceae. The coding region runs from base 1 to 672 and encodes 223 amino acids.
AUGACAAUAAAAGCCAGAAGCUUUUUGCUCGACCCAACGCAGGCCGCCAUCGUCAAGAAUGGCUACUGGGUCCGUCGUUCCCCAAUGGACUGCAAAGAGGUGAAACCCGUCUCUGGUAGCAAGGGCGGAUUCCGUGACCUCCAACACGAUAACAACACCAACCACGGUUUGUACACCCGAUGGCAGAAGACAGGGCGUGGAACAUACUGGAGAAUGUACUAUCCUUGGUCAGAGGUAUCUGGCUUCCAGAGCGUCAUUCCUGGAGAAAGAGAAGAGAUAUUCGCAGGAUCCGAGUUAUCCCCCAAUCGAUGGUUUGGGGUUGAUAGAUGGGGCAGAACAGAACUGGGAACACUGAGCAACCAAAAACGCGAGACACUUUACAAGAAUAAAUCUCCCAAGGUCCAACCAUUGAAGCCAAGUUCUUGCAACAAAUCCGUUUUCGAGGAGAGAAAAGUAAAGAGCGGUUCAAGAUCACGCGCGACUGAAAAACCAAAACUUUGCCAGCAGAGGACGCCGACACCAUUGAUGGCUAACAAGCACAAGCAACUUCAGGGACGGGUAGCCGGCUGCCGCCGCAUCAAUCCUGGGUUUUCUGAAUUCCACCACUCUGAGCAGAGCUUGGACGGAACCACCGACUUCUGCGAUCCAGCGCUUCUCGGAAAGUCCCUAUAA